This is a messenger RNA of Tripterygium wilfordii, 1409 nucleotides long. Its product is annotated as NAC transcription factor 56-like. NCBI's taxonomy places the organism in Eukaryota, Viridiplantae, Streptophyta, Magnoliopsida, Celastrales, Celastraceae. The transcript is spliced from 3 exons. Gene Ontology annotation, molecular function: DNA binding. Gene Ontology annotation, biological process: regulation of DNA-templated transcription; system development. The coding region runs from base 140 to 1108 and encodes 322 amino acids. The record is from RefSeq and is a predicted model, not a curated record.
AUUUCAUGCCAUUUCAGUGAAACGAACAUAUCAAACACCUUGCAACGUUGUUUUUUUCAUUGCUUAAUCCCUCUAAAUUUCAAGCAUCAAACUUCAUCAAAAUUCAGCUGUACUGAUCAGUUUGGGUUGCACCCAAUUCAUGGAGAGCACCGAGUCGUCCACCGGUGGCGGUUCUCAACAGCCGAACCUCCCCCCGGGGUUCCGGUUCCACCCCACCGAUGAAGAGCUAGUUGUUCACUAUCUCAAAAGAAGGGCCUCCUCUGCUCCCCUCCCCGUCGCGAUCAUCGCUGAAGUUGAUCUUUAUAAAUUUGAUCCGUGGGAGCUUCCAGCUAAGGCGACAUUUGGGGAGCAGGAAUGGUACUUCUUUAGUCCUAGGGACAGGAAGUAUCCGAACGGGGUGAGGCCAAACAGGGCAGCAACUUCAGGGUAUUGGAAGGCAACUGGUACUGAUAAGCCAGUAUUAACAUCAGGAGGAACACAAAAAGUUGGUGUGAAGAAGGCACUUGUGUUCUAUGGAGGUAAGCCCCCUAAAGGAAUCAAGACCAAUUGGAUUAUGCAUGAGUACAGGCUUGCAGACAAUAAACCCAAUAACAAACCACCCGGAUGUGACUUUGGGAGCAAGAAAUCAUUAAGGCUUGAUGAUUGGGUGUUGUGUAGAAUUUACAAGAAAAACAACACUAACAGACCAAUGGAUCAUGACAAAGAAGAGUUUAUGGAGGAUUUGAUUGGAUCGGUACCGCCUUCGAUAACGAUCGGGAGCUGCAAUCAGAAUGGAAACCUGAUGCUGUCAAGUCAUGACCACAACCUGUUCGAUGGAAUGACUAGCAGUGAUAACACCAUGUCAAAACCUGCAGAUUUUCCUUUGCUUUCUCUUAAAAGGGCACCCCCUUCUAUGUAUUGGAACGACGAGGACAACCCGUCUUCCGGCGAGAAGUUUCAAGGUGAUAAUCACAACAACAAUGGAGGAGGAGGAAGUAGUUCGAUUGCUACUCUGCUUAGCCAACUACCACAGACAACUCCAUUGCAGCAACAGACAAUGCUGGGGUCUCUGGGAGAUGCCAUUUUUAGGCCUCCAUAUCAACUUCAAGGCAUGAAUUGGUAUCCAUAGUCCCAAUUAACCUUCUAUGGUGGCAUUAUAUCGAGAUUUUGGUUGAUAGAUAGGGAAGAUAAAAGCUAGAGAGACACAUAAGCUCUCUCUCUCUCUCUCUCUCUCUCUCUAUAUAUAUAUAUAUAUAUAUAUUCACACAUAUACAUACAUAUAUACUUUGUUUGUUUCAAUUCCUAGGUAUAGAUGCAUAGAAAAAUCAAUGAGAUGCCUCUGAUGUGUAGAAAAAUAAAAACCCAUUGAAUAUAUUUUGAUGCAUUAUUUUUGUUUAUGGACCAUAACCAUCAUGUACAAUUAAUAUUAA